Cajanus cajan (pigeon pea) is the source of this 2276-nucleotide messenger RNA. It is a transcript of the gene XRCC2, whose product is annotated as homolog of X-ray repair cross complementing 2 (XRCC2). Gene Ontology annotation, biological process: double-strand break repair via homologous recombination. Gene Ontology annotation, cellular component: Rad51B-Rad51C-Rad51D-XRCC2 complex; replication fork. Gene Ontology annotation, molecular function: ATP binding; ATP-dependent DNA damage sensor activity; DNA binding. The record is from RefSeq and is a predicted model, not a curated record. NCBI's taxonomy places the organism in Eukaryota, Viridiplantae, Streptophyta, Magnoliopsida, Fabales, Fabaceae.
AAAAAAAAGAAAAAAAAAGAAGAAGAAGAACAUAGAGUGGAAUCCCGAAUGAGCGAGCGGAAGAGAUUGAAGUUUGAAUCGAGACGCAAAGCGAGAAGAGAAAUGGAGAAGAGAGAGAGAGAGGAAAUUGAAGGUUGGAUCGGAGGAGAGGAGAGUGCAGGGGAGAUGCUAAGUAGGGUUAGCAGCGUGCGUCCUUUCUUGUUCCCUCCGCCGCUGCACAGGGUUCCUCUCCGCGUCGGCAACGUCCUCGAGCUCGUCGGCCCCUCACCUUCCGCCAAGACGCACAUUCUCAUCCACGCCGCAAUCACCGCCCUUCUCCCCAAACACUACGGCGGCCUCGACCACUUCGUCCUCUUUCUCGACCUCGAUUGCCGCUUCGAUAUCGCGCGCUUCUCGCAGUUGCUCCUUCAUCGCAUCACGGAAGACGGAACACGACAUUGUGAUCAAACGCUGUACGAUCUAUGCAUGGCUCGCUUCUUGUACGCCCGUUGUUACGACACCUUUCAAUUUCUUCACACUCUCAGGACAUUGCAUUGUCGCUUAGAGAAGGAGAAACAAGUUCAUGGAGUUGGUGUUCACCUCCUCUUGAUUGACAGCAUUGGAGCUUUUCAUUGGAUGGAUCGUGCAUCAAUGUUCUUGUCUCAAAGAGAAAACAACAAGAAAAAACUUUUCCUUCAGACCGUGUCUGAAGCCGUAGUUCAGAAUAUUAGAAAACUUCUUCAGGUGCACCCUAUGCUUGUUAUAGCUACAAAGUCAGUGAUUUUUGGGAACAAAUAUUCUACGUCUUCAAAUGAGCUCAAAGGGAAUAUGGAAGAACGAUGUUCAAGAAACGUGACAAGAAACCAUCAAACUUUUCAGUAUCGGGAAUACAUGCCAUCUGUUUGGCAGGUAAAAGUUUUGUUACUAGUACAUCUUAUACAUUUGUCAUGUGUGUGUCGGUGUGUCCCAAGACCAACUCUCCUAAGAAAGCCUAAAAAUGAGGUGAUAUAUGAAAUAUUAAUAAAAAUAAUGACAGAAAGUGGAAGAACACUAGGCAAUAAGGGAUUAGUAGGAGAGACAUGGGAAAGGGGGAGAAAGUGAGAGUAAUUAUCUGUGAUAUAUUGUUUGAACAAUCAUAUGAAUACCCUGACAAUUUUUAUUUGGAAAACAUGCUACGUAAAGUGAAGAUAUUUAUAAAUAUUUUUUGGGCAAAAGUUUAUGAUAGAUAACUAUCCACAAUUAUCUUUAUUUGUAUUAUAGAUAAGGUUUCAGAUAUGUUCUAAUAGGACUUGGAUGUUUGUCAAUACCGCUGGUUUCUGCUUAUGAUUAAUAGGACAAUAGUUAAAGGUGGGAGCUUUUAUGUUAUUAAAUUUCAGGUAGUGCUUCAAAUAACCUUCUCAAGUGCUUUAUAUUUAAUUAUUUGGAGAUGUAAAAGCAGAUGUUUACAUAUAGAAUCUUUUUUAACAGUGUUUGGUUCAAGGGGAAUGAAACGGAGGGGAGGGGUUUUUAUAAACUUUUUGUGUUUGGUUCAAUUUUUAGGAGGAAGGAGAGGAAUGGAGGGAAGCAAAGCCCCUCCUCAUAUAAUUUUAGCUCCCCUCAAAUAGUGGGAGGAUUUGGAGGGGAGGGGAGAGGAAGAAUUUUGAAACUUUUUAGUAUAAUGUCUCAAAUACCCUUAUUUAUGUUUUUAAAUUUAAAAUUAAAAGGAUAUAAAGGGAAAUGGAGGGAAGCAAAACUCUUUCUCAUCUAAUUUUAGCUCUCCUCCAAUAUUGGGGGGUGGGUGGGUUGGAGGGAAAGGAGGGAUUUUAAAACAUUUUUAGUAUAAUGUUCAAAAUAUCCUUAUCUAUGUUUUUUAAUUUAAAAUUAAAAGGAUACAAAGGUGAUUUGACUUUUAAAAUCUGUUCCUCCCUUAUGAACUAAACAAGAAAAGAACUAUCUCCCCUUCCCUUCUUUCCGCUUAGCCAAACAAAAUUUCUAAUUCCUCUUCCUCCCUCCCCCUCCCCUCCAUUAAAAUCCCUAUCCUCUCCUUUGAAACAAACACACCCUAAAUAUUGAGCAUGAUUAUAAAUAUCUAAAUAUUUGUAAUUUCUAAUUUAAUUGCUUGUUAUUUUAAUUCAGUAUUAAGAUUUCUAAUUUGACGCUGCUCCUUCAACUGUCACAGUCCUUUGUUACACACAGAAUACUUGUACGUUCUUCAGAUGAUCAUCCAGUUGCAACCAAUUAUCAAAACUCCUCAUUCUAUUUGUUGGAAUGGUUAUUGCCAAGAUUGAAUUUUGCUGAUAAGAUUGUAGUGAAAGAUG